AUGGCUAGAAAUCAAAUUAGAAUCAUUGUGGGCUCCUAUGAGCACAACAUUUUAUGUCUUUCAUUAGAUCUAUCGUUAUCGACACCAAUCUUUACGCCAAUCUUCCAUUUCCAAGCACAUACGCUAAGUGUUAAAUGUAUGGACGUUAGUAAUAGAUACUUAAUAUCAGGGUCUCACGAUGAGCAUAUUAGAAUCUACGAUUUACAAAAGAGAAAAGAAUUGGGGACAUUGCUCUCACAUCAGGGUUCCAUUACCAGUUUGAAAUUCUCAAGAAAAGUUAUCAAUAGUAAUAAUGAAGAUGAGACUCAGCUAGCAAAACCUGGUGCUGAAGGUAAGAGCAAAUGGUUGUUCUCCACUGCUGAAGAUCAUAAAAUCCUCAUAUGGAGAGUUAAAGAUUGGGAAGACUUCGGUGUUCUUCGUGGUCAUACUGCCAGAGUAAACGAUAUAGACAUUCAUCCAUCUAAUAGAAUUGCUGUUAGUGUAAGUGAGGACCAUACUGUUCGUCUUUGGAAUUUAAUGACCAUAAAGAAGGCUGCAGUUUUGAAAUUAAGAGGUUAUCCUCAGAAUGGUCAAUUUGUUAGAUGGGUUGGUUCUGAAGGCAAAUAUUUUGCAGUAGCGUUAUUGAACAAGGUAUUACUCUACGACUCUUCUACUGCUAAAGUUUCUCAAGAGAUUGACGUAGGCAAAAGAACAAUUAUGCAUUUAGAAACGAUGAGAUGGGAAGGUCAAGAUUACAUUGUUGUUGGAUUGAGUAAUGGAGCUGUUGCAUUUUACACAUUGGAUUCAGUAUUAAAUUCCGAGGAAAAAGAGCCUGAAUUUUCAUUACAGGGACAUGCAAAUCGUGUCAAAGAUUUCAAGCCAUUUACCAAUGAGUUUGGUACUUACUUCAUUGCCAUUGGAUCUGACGGUAAAAUCGUUGUGUGGGAUCUCAAGAGCAAAGAACAGUUAGCAAUUUUUGAUUCUGGUGAAAGGUUGAACUGUCUUGCUGUAUGUAAUGAAUCUGUGGAAAAGGAAAGCACCAUGAAGAAACGUGAUGCUACUACUGCUGAAAUCGAUGAACAGAGUGAAGCUGAGGGAGAUGAAGAAGAACUGAAAAAAGUACUAUUUGGUGAAAAGAAAGGUAAGAAGAAGAGCAAGAAAGCCAAGAAACACGGAAAAAAGAAGGUUUCAGUACACCUUGAAUAG
Molecule: messenger RNA, 1185 nt
Organism: Zygosaccharomyces rouxii
Lineage: Eukaryota; Fungi; Ascomycota; Saccharomycetes; Saccharomycetales; Saccharomycetaceae
Gene: MAK11
Product: Mak11p
Exons: 1
Coding region: 1-1185 (394 amino acids)
Molecular function (GO): protein binding
Source: RefSeq, a predicted model, not a curated record